AUGACGUGGUUAUUCAGUGGGUUGGGGAUUAAGACUUCGGACCGGAUUCAGAGUACACGCGGAUUCUGUCCUCGAAUUCAGAGUACCCGCAAGAUUUAUCCUCGUCUUCAGCGUACACCCGAGCUCGGCCCCGUCUUCAGCGUACACCCGAGCUCGGCCCCGUCUUCAGCGUACACCCGAGCCCGGCCCCGGGUUCAGCAUCGUCACAUUUUCUUCCUCUCUCGCCAUUUUCUGCUUCUUCCCCCCCUCUCAUUCUCUCUCUGUCCAUUUGUUUACCCUCUCUCUCACACACACAUACAUACACACACACCAUUUCGCUGUCGUUUUGUUUCUCACUCUCUCAUACUCUUUCUUUCCAUCUCUUUAUCAAACCCUUCUAUCUCACUCCAUCUAUCAAACCUUUUCGCCUCUACCCUUUCUAUCUCACUGUCUCUCUAUCAAACCUUUCUCUCUCACUAUUUCACUACGUCUCUCUAUCAAACCUUUCUCUCUCACUAUUUCACUACGUCUCUCUAUCAAACCUUUCUCUCUCACUAUUUCACUACGUCUCUCUAUCAAACCUUUCUCUCUCACUAUUUCACUACGUCUCUCUAUCAAACCUUUCUCUCUCACUAUUUCACUACGUCUCUCUAUCAAACCUUUCUCUCUCACUAUUUCACUACGUCUCUCUAUCAAACCUUUCUCUCUCACUAUUUCACUACGUCUCUAUCAAACCUUUUCUCUCUCACUAUUUCACUACGUCUCUCUAUCAAACCUUUCUCUCUCACUAUUUCACUACGUCUCUCUAUCAAACCUUUCUCUCCCAUCAUUUCUCUCUCAAACCUGUCUCUCUCUCUCACAGUCUCUCUAUUAAACCUUUCUUUCUCUCCUUUCUCUUUUUCUCACAGUUUUACUCUCCUUUUUCUCUCCUUCUAUCACACCCUUUUUGUCUCUCUUUCUCUCUCUCUCUCACAAACUUUCUUCACUAACUUCUUCACUUUUUCCUUCUCAUUCCUGCUCCUUCUCCACUAUUCAUUUACUCUCUUCCUUCCUCCUCCACUAUUCAUUUACUCUCUUCCUUCCUUCUCCACUAUUCAUUUACUCUCUUCCUUCCUCCUCCACUAUUCAUUUACUCUCUUCCUUCCUCCUCCACUAUUCAUUUACUCUCUUCCUUCCUCCUCCACUAUUCAUUUACUCUUAUUUUAUUCCUUCCUCCUCCACUAUUCAUUUACUUUCUUCCUUCCUCUUCUCCAUUCCUUUACUCUCUUCCUCAUUUUCCACUAUUCCUUUACUCUCUUUUAUUCCCUUCCUUUACUCUCUUCCUUUCUUUUAUUCCUCUCUUUUCUUUUAUUCCUUUAUCUAUCCACUUUAUUCCUUUUAUUCCUUCCUUCUCUAUUCCUUUACUCAUUCCUUUUCUUUUUUAUUCCUUUACUCCUUCCUCUUCUUUUAUUCCUUUACUCUUCCUUUCUUUUAUUCCACCAUCUUCUUUCCUCUUCCUUCCCCCUAUCCACUUUUUAUUCCUUUACUCUCUUCCUUUUUAUUCCUUUACUCAAAUUCCCUUUUAUUCCUUUAUCCACUAUUCCUUUACUCUCUUCUUCCUUUUUAUCCUUUCUCUUUUCUUCCACUAUUCCUUUCUCUUCUCUUUUUAUUCCUUUCUUCUCUUCCUCUUCUUUUAUCCACUAUUCCUUUUCUUUUAUUCUUUACUUCCUUCCUUUAUCCACUAUUCCUUUCUUCUCUUCCUUCUUUAAUCUUCCUUAUUCCUUUACUCUCCUUUUCCUUUAUUCUCUUCCUUCCUCCCUUUCUUUUAUUCCUUCUUCCUCUUCUUUUUAUUCCUUUACUCUCUUCCUUUCUUUUUAUUCCUUCUUCCUUCCUAGACACAUUUAUCUUUUAUUCCUUUACGAACUUCCUCUUCUUUUUUUAUUCCUUUACUCCACUUUUAUUCCUUUCCUUCCUUUUUAUUCCUUUACUCUUUCCUCCCUUAUUCCUCCUUCUCCACUUUUAUUCCUUUACUCUCUUCCUUCCUUUUCUUUUCCUCCUUUUAUUCCUUUCCACUUCCUUUCCUUUUCUCUUCCCUUCCUUCCUUCCUCCCUUUUAUUCCUUUCCUCUUCCUCUUCUUUUAUUCUUUACUCUCUUCCUUUUAUUCCUUUCCUCCCUUCUUUUUUUCUCUCUUCCUCUUUUUUAUUCUUUUCCUUCCUCUUCUUUUAUUCCUUCCUCUUCCUCUUCUUUUAUUCCUUUACUCUCUUCCUCUUCUUUUAUUCCUUUACUCUUCCUUCCUCCCUAUUCCUUCUCCUUCCUUCCUUUUAUUCCUUUACUCCUUCCUCUUCCUUUAUUCCUUCUCCUCUUCUAUUCCUUUACUCUCUCCUUUCUUUUAUUCCUUUAUCCUUCCUUUUAUCCUUUGCCUAUUCACUUUUCUUUUAUUCUCUCUUCCUUCCUCUUCUUUAUCCUUCUUUUAUUCCACUAUUCCUUUAUUCCUCUCUUCCUUUUCUCCCUUUCCUUCUCUAUUCCACUAUUCCUUUUCUUUUUCCUUCCUUCCUCUUUCCUUCCUCCACUUUCCUUUUACUCCUUCCUUCUUUUAUUCCUUUAUCCUUCCUCCUCUUUUAUUCCUUUACUCACUUCCUCCUUCCUCCUUCUCCUUCUCUUUUUUCCUUUUCUUUUUCUUCUUUUAUUUUCCUUCCUCUUCUUUUUAUUCCUUUCACUAUUUUCCUUCCUUCCUUCUUCCUUUUCUUUUCUUUUAUUCCUUUACUCUUUCCUUCCUCCCUAUCCUUUCCACUAUUCCUUUACUCUUUUCCUUUAUUCCUUCCUUUUUCUCCUUUACUCUUCCUACUCCACUAUUCCUUUACUCUCUUCCUUCCUCCCUAUCCUUCUCCACUAUUCCUUUACUCUCUUCCUUCCUCCCUAUCCUUCUCCACUAUUCCUUUACUCUCUUCCUUCCUCCCUAUCCUUCUCCACUAUUCCUUUACCCUCUUCAUUUUUUAA
Molecule: messenger RNA, 2955 nt
Organism: Acanthosepion pharaonis
Lineage: Eukaryota; Metazoa; Mollusca; Cephalopoda; Sepiida; Sepiidae
Source: the annotation of a GenBank genome assembly